CAUGUUUUAACUUGUUCGUUGGGUCAGUGUCUGAAUUUUAUUUGUGUUCCACGGACUACCCUUCUGUUACAGCACCCGGUCUUGGAUAUGUACGCACCUGUAAGAUUUCAUUUGUGCGAGACCCUUGUUAAAGGGAGAGGCUACUGGUCAGUGACAGGCGUGGGAAUAAUACUACCCACCCUUCUCUCAUCCUUCUCUCCUUUCGUCUUUCACCGGUCUGGUACCACUGCAUUGCUACAACCUACGUCACACAUCUAUCGUCGACCUAAUGCUAUCCUUCCUUUUCUCUAUUUCUGUUGUCAUUGCUCUCGUUCGUGCAGAUGUCGUUCCAACCGCUCCAGGUCCCAACGAUGUAUUCAACGCUAGUUCGCCAUGUCUCAUCAAGUGGAAUGCGGACGCUGAUGGUGAUUGGAAGAACAUGACAAUCAAACUUAUGGCUGGUUCCAAUGACAACAUGCAGCUUGUUGAGACGGUCGCUGUUGGGCUGGAUGGCACUGAUUCAACCGUCACACCUUUUACAUGGACAUGUCCGUCUGUUACACCUUAUUCCCACAUAUAUUUCUAUGAGUUCACGAAUGGAAACGACGCUGAUGGUUCCAAGUGGACGACGCGUUUUACAAUUGCAUCCCCAUCUGGCGAGACUACACCUCCAGAACAUUCAUCACAGCCCAACGGCGAUAAUAUUCCAUGGGGCAUUGGUAGCACGAGCGACACAAGCGAUUCUGACACCAAGACCGGCUCUCACACUGUAACGGGUACUACUACUCUAGGACAUGUUUACCAAUGGUAGUCGCUUGUGUGGCUACGGCCCUUCCGCUUUCAUAUAUUACCGCUCAAUUACAUAUUUUACUUAGUCUUUUUUACCAUCAUCUCUAGUACAACUUCAAUCUAUCGGUUGUCGUGUUCUAUUGCGUGAUAUAAGACAACG
Messenger RNA from Desarmillaria tabescens, 928 nucleotides. RefSeq lists its product as uncharacterized. Bases 269 to 790 code for a protein of 173 amino acids. The transcript has 4 exons. Lineage: Eukaryota; Fungi; Basidiomycota; Agaricomycetes; Agaricales; Physalacriaceae. The record is from RefSeq and is a predicted model, not a curated record.